GCACACACACACACACACGCACACACACACACACACACGCACACACGCACACAUGCAGACUCGCGCAAGAAGCUCGAGCCCCAGAGCUCCGGGGAGCGAGGACGUAAACGUGGAGCACGAGAGGAUGUGGGUAUGCUGACAACUGCAAACCGCCGCAGAUUAAAGACGCGCAGCAGACAGGCCAGGCAGCCGCUCUGAUCCUGCAGUUGUACCAACAACCCUACGAGGAAUGUAGCUCGUUCUCUGAGAUGCUCGUGUCCAGCAUGGUGCCCUGACCUCCGCCCAUCCACUCCCGCUGGGGGCGGCGUCGCCAUGAGGGGCCGCUGCUCGCGGAAACUGGGCCUGCUGCCCAAGGCCUUCUUCCUGGUCUGGCUCCUGUGGCUGGCCUACCUCAUCAUGGCGCGUUCCUCCUCCACCUCCUCCUCCCCCUCCUUGUCGCAGCCCGGCGACGGGGACGACGCCGCCGUGGACCACAGGAGGCUCGCGCGGCAGCUGGAGGACCCGUUGGCGGAGCUCGAGCUGGCCCGGCCGGUGUACAGCAAGCUGCCGGCGGACGCCAACGCGCUGGGGGAGUGGGGCGUGGCCACGCGCCUCAGCCUCAGCCCCGAGGAGAAGAAGCUGGAGCAGGACAGCGUGGAGCGCUACGCCAUCAACAUCUACACCAGCGACAGGAUCUCCCUCCACCGCCACAUCCGGGACAGCCGCAUGGCCGAUUGCCGUGCCAAGAAGUACGACUACCGGUCGCUGCCCACCACCUCGGUGGUCAUUGCCUUCUACAACGAGGCGUGGUCCACCCUGCUGAGGACGGUGCACAGCGUGCUGGAGACGUCCCCCGCCACCCUGCUGAGGGAGGUCAUCCUGGUGGACGACUUCAGCGACAGGGGCUAUCUCAAAGCUCAGUUGGAGGAGUACAUGAGUAAGCUGGCGCGCGUGCGGCUCAUACGAACCAACAAGAGGGAGGGGCUGGUACGUGCGCGACUCAUCGGCGCCACCUACGCCACCGGGGAUGUACUGACCUUCCUGGACUGCCACUGCGAGUGCAUCCCCGGGUGGAUCGAACCACUCCUGGAGAGGAUCGGCCAGAACCAGAGCACCAUUGUGUGCCCGGUGAUCGACACCAUCGACUGGAACACCUUUGAGUUCUACAUGCAGACGGACGAGCCCAUGAUCGGGGGCUUUGACUGGCGGCUUACCUUCCAGUGGCACGCCGUGCCAGAGGUGGAGCGCAAGAGACGCACGUCCCACAUCGACCCCAUCAGGUCGCCCACCAUGGCCGGCGGGCUGUUUGCAGUGAGCAAGGCCUACUUUGAGUACCUGGGGACCUACGACAUGGGCAUGGAGACAUGGGGAGGGGAGAACCUGGAGCUCUCCUUCAGGGUGUGGCAGUGUGGGGGCUCGUUGGAGAUCCACCCCUGCUCCCACGUGGGCCACGUCUUCCCCAAGAAGGCCCCCUACGCCAGGCCCAACUUCCUCCAGAACACGGUGCGCGCCGCUGAGGUCUGGAUGGACUCCUACAAAGAGCACUUCUACAACAGGAACCCGCCCGCCAAGAAGGAAUCUUACGGGGACAUCUCCCAUCGGGUGCUGCUAAGGCAACGGCUGAAGUGCAACAGCUUCGACUGGUACCUGAAGAACAUCUACCCCGACCUUCACGUCCCCGAGGACCGCGCCGGCUGGAACGGCGCUAUUCGUAACGGUGGAAUCACGUCCGAGUGUCUGGACUACAACUCUCCGGAUCACAAUCCCACCGGAGCCCACAUCUCCCUGUUCGGCUGCCACGGCCAGGGCGGCAACCAGUACUUUGAAUACACGUCUGAGAAGGAGAUCCGCUUCAACUCGGUGACUGAGCUUUGUGCUGAGGUCCCUGAGGGGCAGACCUACCUGGGGAUGAGGCACUGCCCACACGACCGGGAGACCAAGCCCCCCUCCUCCAUCUGGGAGUUCCGAGACGACGGGACCCUCUACCACCCCCACUCAGACAUGUGUGUGACGGCGUACCGUGCGCCAGAGGGCCGCACCGACGCCCAGAUGCGGCACUGCAGCGCCGAAGACAAGCACCAGCAGUGGAAGUUUGAGUUGUAGUAAACGGUGAACCCCAAACCAUAAAGAGGAUGAGCCACACCCCACGGUGACCUUUGAACUCUGAAAUGCAGUUAUGGUCC
Messenger RNA from Gadus chalcogrammus (walleye pollock), 2162 nucleotides. It is a transcript of the gene galnt4, whose product is annotated as POC1 centriolar protein homolog B (Chlamydomonas), like. The transcript is spliced from 11 exons. The coding region runs from base 313 to 2082 and encodes 589 amino acids. Gene Ontology annotation, cellular component: Golgi apparatus. The record is from RefSeq and is a predicted model, not a curated record. NCBI's taxonomy places the organism in Eukaryota, Metazoa, Chordata, Actinopteri, Gadiformes, Gadidae.